ACAUUUGGGGAAAUAACAUCAUGAUGGACUCAGCAGAAGUGGAGUUUUUAGCCGAAAAAGAAAUGAUCUCAGUCGUUCCCAACUUUUCACAAGAUAAGAUAUAUCUGAUAGGGGGAGAUAUUGGGCCAUUCAGCCCAGGACUUCCUGUGGAUGUACCGCUGUGGAUGGCUGUCAACCUCAAACAAAGACAAAAGUGUCGCAUCAGGCCUCCAGAAUGGAUGGAUGUUGAGAAGUUAGAAGAGAAGAAACAGCAGGAACUGGAGGGUCAAUUUUUCACAGAGAUGCCAUGUAAACAUUACAUGGAAGUAACACAACUGUUGCUGAAAUGUGCACCAGAUGACAUUCCACGUGCCGAUGAAACCAGAACUCUUAUUAAAGAUAUUUGGGAUUUGAGGAUUGCCAAGUUACGAACCAGUAUUGAUACAUUUGUCCGCAGUGACUCUACACAUGCCAAGCUGAAUUUCCUCACCCUAAUGGAGAUCAACACUGUGAGGCCAUUUUUAACCCAGGCGCUGAAUGAAAUCCACAAAUUACGGGCAAACAUCUCUGGUGGAAACCUUCAACUGACCCAAGAUUGAUUGUACUUCACCAUUUACAUCACCCUAUUAAAUUAAUAAAAAUGACAGUUUGAAGGAUUUGCUUUUUAUACACUUUGCAAAAGAAACGCAUGUACAUGUAUGACUUUUUAGCCACUUUUCCAAAUGAUCACAUAUUUUUUGAAAGAAACUGUCAGACUGAGGACUGAACGUGGCCCUUUUUGUCGCAUCAGUAGUAUAGUCAUCGCUUGUUAAUACCCUUUAGCAUGGAUACUGUUUUUGUGACACAGCCCUUCAGGAAAGAUACUUGAGACAAAGACAGUGUAAGAAUGCAUGUUUUCCACCCAAAGCCAUACUUGCAACUUUGAAAUUAAUUGUUUUGCUUCACUGGUUAUGUUUACAUGUGUGACAUAGACAGCAAGCUACAUGAUGUUAUUUCAUCUGGAAUUAUUGCCUCAUUGUUCUCUGUCAGACGGCUUCCUCUCCAGCCAUACGUGGGAAGGUUUCCAGCAACCUGCGGAUGGCUGUAGGUUUCCCCCAGCACAGCCCGGUUUCCACCUACCACAAUGCUGGCAGCCAUUGUGAAAUAUUCUUGAGUAUGGUGUAAAACAGCAAUCAAAUAAAUAAAUAAAUAAAAUACUCUGUCAGACAAUGAGAAUGUUAACUAUUAUGACAUUUAAUUUUUUUUCUUUGUGUUUCAUUAGGGAUGGCAUAUUGUAACACGAUCCUUCAUUAGGGAUGGCAUAUUGUAAGGUUAAGAUUUUAUUUUCAGGUCCUAAAAUGACAUCAUUAAUACUUACACAUUAAUAUUCAGAUUAAUAUUCUAAAUGAACUUUUCCACCUGCAAAGCAUCAGCGUGUGUUAUUGGUUAGAUCUUGAUUCCCAGUAUUCCUAGAUUUCAACCAACUCUAGGAAGAACAUUUUUGUGUUAAAGUGUUUGUAAGUACUGUACAGAAUGUAUAUAAUAAAUGGGUGAAUAUAUUGAGAGCCUAUGUUUGCUAAAGUUUGACUCUUUUGACAAUUAUCUGA
This is a messenger RNA of Liolophura sinensis, 1565 nucleotides long. RefSeq names its product DNA replication complex GINS protein PSF2-like. NCBI's taxonomy places the organism in Eukaryota, Metazoa, Mollusca, Polyplacophora, Chitonida, Chitonidae. Gene Ontology annotation, biological process: DNA replication; double-strand break repair via break-induced replication. The record is from RefSeq and is a predicted model, not a curated record. The transcript has 5 exons. Gene Ontology annotation, cellular component: GINS complex; nucleus. The coding region runs from base 21 to 578 and encodes 185 amino acids.